Messenger RNA from Auanema sp. JU1783, 6576 nucleotides. The record is from the annotation of a GenBank genome assembly. Lineage: Eukaryota; Metazoa; Nematoda; Chromadorea; Rhabditida; Rhabditidae.
UUGGCCGCUAUCAUUCCAAUCGCCAAAGAAGAUGAUGUUGACGAUUCUUCUCACAAUUCUGGGAUUUCGGCAGAAUUGCCCACUGAAGCAAUGUCAAAUAUCCCAACUGCUCUGAUCCCUUCUGAAAACUCGUCCAUUGGGUUUCAUACGGUAACACAACUCACUCAAACCACCGCCGCUAGCGAUACCUUUAAAAUGACUUCUACUCAGGACAUUAUAGCAACCUCUCCGAUUGGGCUGUCAGAGUCAGCUGGAACCAUAGUAACAGCUCGAAGUAGUAUCUCUUCAGAGAAUAGUUUAGGAGCCAGUAGUACUAUCGAAGGGAUCCAUACCAUCAUCCUACCGACAUCCUCGACAUUGAAACUGGAGACUUCAACACAUACUACCUUUGACCCUUCUUUGUUCCAAUCAAGUCGAGAAUCAUUAGGAACUGAGUACAAUUCAUUGGAUCGUUCAACACCUCUCGAGAAGUAUUUCUCGUAUCCUCAAUCUACUUUCACGUAUUUACCGUUUUCUACAUUAAACUCAACAUAUACUGAUAUCAGUUCCAGUGGAACCUCUCUUACGCCGCCCAUACAUAACAGGACAACGACGGAUUUCACUACAAAACUGUCAUCUACAAGUGUAAGCCUUGAUCGUACAGAAAGUACAGCAACAUCAGUUCCGACACAACCAUUCAAUACAACUUCAACUGGACCUUUCACUAGGAGUAAUGGAGGUUCAACCGGCGAACCAUUCGAACUUCCAAUUCGAGAGGAAUUGAAACACAUUUACGAUUUGGUUGAAACAGAAGGCAGUUUCUCUAGAGCCAUUCUCAAGUCCUUCCAAAUGCUAGGAGCAUCUAAUCUGAGUUACCUUCUUGAUUUACAGAAGGCGAUAGAAGACCAGAAUGAGGAAAUUUCAAGAGUGAGGUAUUUGGCAUCUGUCUUGCAGAACGUGACUCAUCAAACAGGGAAAAAUUCUUCGGAAAUCUUUGAGCUCAUUCCAGAAAUCGAAAGAAUCAUCAGGGCAGGAAUAGCGUCGGAGUUCGUCAUUGAAGAAACGGAAAGCAUAGUGGAUGGAUUGUACAUGUUACCAUAUGGAGUAGUGAAGAGUCAGGCUCACACAUUAGUUUUCACUGACAGCACAAUGACUGUACAAGAUGGAAUCAUUUUUAUAUCGGGAACAAUGCUUACAGCAUGCUCUCAGAGAGACAAUGGUCCUCUUGAAGUCAGCCAGAAUAGCAGAUUGGUGAAAAUUGUCGGAGAUUUCGAAAGUUGGAUUUCUUUGUCAAAUCCAAAUAGUACAUUCAGAAUGGAGAAGCUAACAGGGAAUUCCCAACUACUGAUACUACAUGAACCAACAGAAUUAUCAUUUGUCGAUGAUCAGUCAAUUAGCGUGUUCACCAAGCUCUGGAAUAUCAGUUUAUCGAGCACUUCAACGAUUUCUCAAAGUCAAAGGGAUAUCACUGUAACAUCUUUUGCUUUCGUUGAAGAUCUGCACAUUCUUCUGAAGAAAAGUUUACAAACGGAACAGUUCAGAAAAGGUGAAAGUAUAGAAGCUGCUACUUGUGUUUUCACAAUGAAUACAGGGGCUGGACAGCUGUCAGUUACAUUACGAGAAGGGUUCAUGAAGUUAAUAAAAGAUGAUGGAUCAACAAUAUCUUUCGUGUUCAGCUUCUCUUCCGUUGAGAUGAAGCAUACAGAGGGUUAUUGGGACGAAGGGCUACAUUCUCCAGUCAUAUUCGAAAAUGUGGAUAGAAACGUGCUAGUGGAAAACUCAGUUCUACCUGUUCACUUGAAAAUUUCUGCAGCGAAGGAUGGGUAUAUCCUUCUUCCCUUGAGCUUUCCCGGAACUAACUUGCCUGGGUUAGAGAACUCGGGUUCUGUUGAAAGAGAAAUAUACCUUGAAGUACUCAAUCUAGAUUCAGUAAAUGAGAUCAUGAGCAGAAUACAGAGACACUCUAGUAUAACUGUUAGGGGAGAAUUACUGUACAAAUCACGAAAUAUAACUUUGACUAAUUGUACUAUCAAUAUCUUCGGAGAAACUCUGAUAGCUUCAAGUGCAGACUCGAUGAACUUCAGCCUGACUCAAAUGCGCUACAAGCUGAAACACUCAGAAAACAUCACCUACUUGAUCGUCCAGCAGGGAAGGUUUAAUGAUUAUCCGAGUCAUCACAAAUGGACCAAUCUGCACUUAAGUGGUGAUGGAAGAAUUUUCAUUGAAGGAGGGUUUCUCAUAAGGAAUGAGACAGGUGUUCUCCUCAUCGCCGCGGAUAUGAGCGCUGAGAAGAGCUUCAAAGAGACUGUUUACAAAACAAGAACGCAAAAUGUCUUACUCAAUUCCUAUAAUUAUACGAUGGAGUUCUUAACAUCUGUAGAAGAUGCUUUGAUUGAGAACGCUGAUAUCAUGACGAGAGAGGAGAUGUUCCAGAUCGCUGCCAAUAGCAUGGAUACUUCCAUUGCUCUGAUUGAAACACUGAAAAAUUCUGAGAAAUCUUUCCUCAAGAGUGAUAUUAAUAGAACAAAAGCAUAUGAAGAAGAGAACUUCAACGAUAUUUUCAAUGUUCUGCCAGAAGACCCAGCGGAUAUUCGUUAUGUGGAAGAGUACACUGAUGACGAGUGGGGAAGAGAAGCGAUCCAGAUAGCAUUCAAGAAAACUGCAAAAGCUGCCAGUAGUCAGAUACUCUCCAUCAUGAACACGUUCAGCGAUUCUAUUGCACAAAAAGAACUUGAGGAAAAUGGUCUACCAUUCAUGCAUACAAUCGAAAGUGGUGAUUCUGGGAUUGUGUUAGCGGGUGGUAACGAGACAGCUCUUCUAAACAAGGCAUAUAGAUGUCACAAUUGGGAAAUUGAAUUUCCUGAGAAGUUUUCUGAUCUCAAUCUGAAUCUUUCUCCUUCGCAGAACGUUUUUCUGAACAUUUUCUGUUUUGAAACACAAUUACAUUUUUAUUCUGAGAAUAGUGCCGAACUGGCGAAUAGCGGGACCUUAGAAGUGAUACUCAAAGAUGAAAACAUGAAAUCGCGAUGUUUUAUCAUAUCUUUGUUUCGUUCCUUACCUCGAUCAGCCAUUUCCAGAAUCAGCAAAGCUUUGAUACCAAUAGUCAUUACUCAUUCGACAAUCAACGGAGAUAUUAGUCAACCGAAUCUUUUCCUUGGUACUUUCUCGGAGCAAUACACUGUUCUGAAUCUAGGAUGGUUCAAAAUACCAACUUGGAACUCUUCUCUGGAAAUAGAAAUUCGAACUUUGGACGAACGACAACAGGGAAAAAAUGAUUUGGAACUGUUUUACCUGAGCUUCCAGUCAAUUCCUGGAGUGCGAGACAGACAGUAUGAUUUCCGGCAUGAUAUAAGUCAAUCCGGCGUUAGCAGAUACUUCAUCGCAAAUGAACUUCUGGAGAAUGCUUACAACAAUUUCAUCUUUGGGCUGGGUCAGCUGGGGCCCAACAGAACUGGAGAACCGAUGACGGAAAACAUGUUUGAACAUAUCUCAGGCAACAGAACUCACGAAAUCACCGUUCAAACUAAAGGAUGUUAUGCUUUCAAUUAUGAAAGUGAAUUAUUCGACUCCGAUGGGAUAGUUAGUAAUGAUCCUCUUGGAAAGAAUCUGAUCAAAUGUGGAACUACUCAUCUAUCCUCCUUCUCUGUUGGUCUGUUUGUCACGGAAGUCAAUAAUAAGUUCAGCUUCAACUUUACCAUCGACAUAAUUUCAAAAAACGUGCAACCUUUCAUAAUCAUCUUGUGUUCUUGGAUUUUCUUCUUCGUUGUCUGGUAUUAUAAGAAGUGCAACACUACAACAACUGAUACGACAAUAAAUCCUCUUAGAACUUUAAAAGGCAAUCAAGCUUCAUGGAAUCAUUUAUAUGUCAUCACUGUUUAUACGAGUUUCCAUAGGCUGUCAUCAACCACAUCCCGAGUAUAUUUCUCGCUUGCUGGAUCGAGAGCAAGUGAGUCAUCUCGUGAGUUAGUGGGUGAAUAUGAGUACGAGACUGAACAUCCUCUUCGCUGGGGUUCAUGUGCUCGUUUCCUACUUGCGACUCGAGAAUAUUUGGGCGAUAUCCAAUACUUACGUUUAUAUAUGGAAGAUGAUGAAUCGGGAAAUCUUGUGAGUUGGCAUUGUUCGAAGAUCAAAGUGUACGAUGUGCAGUUGGAGAAAACAUAUAACUUUCCAAUACACGCUUGGCUGUCGCAGGCACAAGGCUGCCAACUAGAGUGUUUGGCUGACCCAAUGAAAUCAGACGAGAAGCAAAUCAUCGAUCUUCAUGCUCUAUUCGGGCACAUAUCUUAUUUGGCGGUUUUCCUUAAUAACCAGGAUCAUUUCAUACGGGGUCAGACAUACCUACUAUCUCUUUUGCUUUCUACUUCGUGUCUCCAAUUUGUCUUGAUAUGGGUGGCAAAGCAGAAUGAAUGGUAUUCCGGAAAGGACAUUAGUGUCUUUACUGAGUUAACCGUUGUUCUCAUUCUGGCUGCCCUAUUCACUGUAAUCAAUAUGAUUGUACCUUACAUGUUCAGGAAAUGUUUCACAGCAGAUGAUUUCGCUGUAGUGCAAUACUAUGAGGCUCUUUUCAAAGAUUAUAAACGACCAAGAGGCUUCCUCAGUCCUACCUUCCACCAAAUCAUUCAUCUUGUAAUCAUCACCAUCAUGGUCUUCUGCUUCAUCCAUAAUACUCACAGCUCUCUGAAACUGUCCGGACAGGAGUCUUUGGCUUUCACAAAACUUUUCUUCUCAAUCAGUCUAUUGUGGUUGUUGUUACUGGAACCGAUAAAGGGAUUUCUGAGUUACCUGUGCUCUGUCAACUCCACGAAAGCGCAAUGUUCACUUACUGAGAUUGAAAAGUCUUUCUUCCUUGAUCGAACAAAGUUUACACACAAGUUAAACAACACAAACUCCGAUUCCGGUGUUAUUAAAAACUGUGCGGAUUCACUGAAACUUCUUAUAUCCAGAGUGAAUAGAAUGAACGAAGCAGCUUUGUUCAGAACAAUGAAAGAUAUGUUCUUCCUUGGUUGUUCUUCUCUUAUUUUUCUCAGUAUGAUGCUUGUAUUUCGGGAUCAGAACGGCUAUCAUUAUCAUCAGAAUGUCAAUAAUCUGUUCAAUCUAGAUGGAAAUUCGGAUUCGUUUUCCAACAUCAAAUCGCUUCAAGACUUCUGGGAUUGGGCGAAUAACUCUUUCGCUCCGAAUAUGUAUGCAGCUUGGUCAGAUGGUAAUGCGGCUUAUGAUAUGCGAGGUUUCCUUAACGACAAAGUUUCGAGAUCUGUAGGUCUGAGCAUUCUACGCCCGACAAUUCUUUAUAACAACAGUAAAAUGCGUGAGAAGGAUUGGGGGAUUUCUCCAAAGAAGGAAUACCAGUACAUGACAUCGGAUGCUAUAGGAAGUGAAAAAACAAGGGGAUACUUCGGAUCGUACGAAGGUGGAGGUUAUGCCUGCUAUCUACAAGGUACUACUUCCGCAAUCAGAGCAAGAUUUAACAAGCUGAGAGAGGAAGAGUGGAUAGACAGACAUACCAGAUCUCAUGUUGGAGAUGCCCGAGGAAGGUUAGUCGGAGUAUCGGUAGAAUCGUUACGUCUUCUAAAAGGCGAAGAAAGCAAUCUGAAAUCAAUUGUUGAGGCAGUUUAUAUUGGUUAUUGUGCUGUAAAGUUCUGUUUCGAGUUGUUCAAUCUCAUGAAGGAUAGGAAAGAGAAUUUCAAUGAGCGGUACCUGAGGAGCUCCAAGCAGUGCAUAAGAUGGAUACUCAUAGGUGGAUACGGAGUCUGGGAAACGAUUGAUUUCCUCGUGGGCAUCAUAUCAGUUCUAUCUUGCUAUUUCUACUUGAUGAAAUUUUCAUACCUGGGAGAGAUUGUUGAUACUGCUCUGGAAACGAACGGAAAUGUGUUCAUAAACCUUACGAGACAAAGAGACAUGGAGCUCAUGUUCAACAUCUCACUCGGUAUCAUGGGAUUCUUCGUCACCAUGAGAAUCAUGAAUAUAAUGAAGUUCAAUCAUCGUUUCUCUGUAUUAACAGAUACACUUCGUAGUGCAGCACCCUCGAUCUUACAGUUUGGAGUUUUCUUCUUCUGUUUUCUGAAUACUUUCAUCUUUGUACUGUACUUUGAAUAUCAAUCAUUCUUAGAAAGUUAUAACACGUAUUUCAUCACACUGCAGACUUUGGUAUCUUGUCUGCUAGGUAAAACUUCUGGUGGUAAAGCUUAUGACUCAACGUCUAUGGGAGCGACAUACUUCAUUUGCUUCAUGAUAUUUGGAACUAUUGUGGUUCUUAACAUGUUUGUGAUGAUCGUGAUGCAGGAGUUUGAAGCUGUGAGAACAGAUGCUGACCGUUUCACGGAUAGUUACGAUAUCUAUGAACAUCUGUUGUUCAAGAUAAAAAAAUCGGGGAACCACGUGAGAAGAUCAGAUCUUGAAGCUCUCCAAUUGUGUCAUUCAUACAAGCAUGUACCUAUAAUCCAUAGAUUCAGGAAAACGAUUGGAAAUGCGUCGUACCAGCUUCGAGCGAUUGAUGGCUCACUUGGUAGGGAUACGAACAUAAGAAGAAAUGAGAUAUUGAAGAUAACGGAAUUCAUUACCGGUACUACCUCUCUGUAUAUCCCUUCUCUAUCUGAUUGA